Molecule: messenger RNA, 2434 nt
Organism: Paralichthys olivaceus (Japanese flounder)
Lineage: Eukaryota; Metazoa; Chordata; Actinopteri; Pleuronectiformes; Paralichthyidae
Source: RefSeq, a predicted model, not a curated record
GUGAUCUGUAAGUAAACUGGGAGUGAUGGGAGCAGCCUGGAUCUCAUGGACAACAAUUAUAACUCUUAUCUUUACAGCAUCACAAAUCCCAGCUCUGAUCAGUGUCAGAACCACAGCCGUGACCGGUGAGGAGGGUCAGACGUUUUACUUCAAAUGUGAAUACCCACAGAGCUGGUGGAGCAACGCCAAGUACCUCUGCCGUAUGGACGACAAUGACAAUCACCUGAUACGCACGGAUCAACACAACGAGUGGGAAACKAAUGGACGCUUCUCCCUGUACGACAACACCACUGCGGCCUUCUUCCUGGUCAAAGUGGACAGACUUGUCCCAGAGGACAGUGGGACAUACUGGUGCGGGGUGGACGUCAGCUUACACCCGGAUCAUAUCAGUGCCAUACACCUGAACGUCUCUCAAGUAAAUGAAGUAUCCAACUUUCCCACAGACGUCCCAAUGGACAAGCUCAACAUGUCACUGUUGCUGACUGCGGCGAUGUGUGUGGCAGCCAUACUGUUUGUGUGUCUGUUUACACUGUGUCUCCUGCACGCUGUCAAACACCAGAGAUCAGGCCCACCCCAGAACGAAGAGACAUCGAAUGACUAUGAGACAYUGACGCCUGGUGUAGGAACUGAACCUGAACCCAGCUGCACCUGUUCACCUUUGGACCGUGCUGCUCUUUCAGCUCCAUCACCCCCACCUCCUGACCUCUGCUCCCACCUAACGCCAAAUCACCGGGAGUCCGCUGUCACUCUCAGUGAAUAUUAUGAUGUGGAUGUACGAGGACAUGUCUGCCAGUACCAACAUCUGGAUCUCAGCCAGUUGGAGGAUCAUGUUUAUCACAAGCUUUGUGGUCCCAAAGAGGGACCCACGCAGAUGAACUYUUGUCCUACUAAGUCAGAUUCUGCAGAGAAACUGAUGUACACUGGAAUAGGCCUCGGGGUGGUUUUGCUGGCUCUGGCCGUGGUGCUGCUGAUAUUCUUCAAACAUCGAAACGGAGACAUCAGCACAUCCUCUGGAAAGUACCAGAAGACUGACUAUGCAUCGCCGUCCAGUCUGACCGGAAACAACCACGAUAUCAUCACUUCUUCUUCGUCAGCUAAAGACGAUGAGGCCACAGAUGGCCCCAAGACCAGCAGAUACCUAUCAGACGAACUGUUUUACUCCUGUGUCAACUUCAACACGCAGGCAGACCGCAGCAGUGUCACACCUAGCCCUGCAGAGACCACAUACUCCAUCAUCACACACAUGGCAACAGAUGAAUCAGCCGUGUAUUGUGUCAACGCACCAGUGUGGCAGACGGCAUUUCUUGGAGGCUCUGUUAACAUCAACUGCAGCUACCCUCGAGCUGAAGGAAGCACCAUCAAAUACUUCCAACGAGAAAAUGAAAGCUCUGAUUGCACAACUUUGAUUUCAACGCACAUUUCACCUAAGACAAUGAAAGACAGGUUUUCUUUGACAGACCAUAAAGAGCAGGGCGUCUACACUGUGAAUAUAGCCAUGCUGAGGCAGGAGGAUACUGGAAGAUACCGGUGUGUUCAGAGCACCGUUUAUGAUAACGUCAAAAUAUGUUUAACUCAGAUCCAUCUCCAGAUUGUAAACACGGAUAAAAUUGCAAAAGCGACUCACAGUAAGAAAACUGCUCAAAUUGAGUGUCCCUACCCAGACUCCCAUGAGAACAAUACAAAAUCCCUGUGCAAGGGGGAGAUUCCUCUCAACUGUGAAGUGUUAAUACAGACAACAAAAGGUGAAACAAAAGCCGAUAAAGACAGGUUUUCCAUGAGGGACAACCAAAGAUUGAAGCACUUCCAGGUGAACAUAAACAAUCUGGUCACAGCCGACUUUGGAACGUACUGGUGUGGCUCAGACAGGAAAUGGCACAAUGCUUCUUACACCAAAAUCAACCUUUUGAAAGAGGGACGCAUCAAAACCGAAAAAUCAGGACCUCAGCAGACAACAGCAGCACCAUCUUCCACAACGACCCACCAUGAUGACCAUUCAGACUCUGGAAGGAUUGGCGUUAUGGUAGUGUGUCUGGCGUUGUUGGUGAUAGUUGGGAUUGUGCUCAUAGUGUUCAUACAUAAACUCUGCAGGAGACAAGGGGGAUCAACAAUGCAGAGCACACACGCUCAACAAAACUCAGAGGAAAAUCACAACGAUCGAGUGUAUGAGGAGAUAAAGGAACCCAACCAGGGGGCAAGCUCUGAAGAUGCAAUUCUGACGGUUUAUGCCUCCGCUAACCUUCCUGCAGAGCAGCUCCACUAUUCCAGCAUCAGUUUCCAGCAGGACGUUGUCACAGUCUCCAUAGAUGAAAAUCCACAUCCCGACAUGGAUAAAAUGUUUCCUCAGCCUGAAUACUCAUCAGUCAGAAUGACUCAGGGUGGCACCCAGCCUUCUUCUCUCUACUCUACAGUCAAAAACCCUGAGGAACUUAAAUAA